Messenger RNA from Symbiodinium natans, 1011 nucleotides. The record is from the annotation of a GenBank genome assembly. Lineage: Eukaryota; Dinophyceae; Suessiales; Symbiodiniaceae.
AUGCUGGCGGGUCCAUCUCUUUCGUGGAAUUGGUGGGUGGCGUUGCGGAAGUCGACGAGGAAUACGAAUUAUCAUGAAAGCUUCAGCACGUGGUUGCAGCAAAGCGAGUACCAGGAGAUGUCAAGGGCUGGUAACUUAGGAGUCGUCUGGAACAAGCUGCUGUCUUGGGGCAUCCUGACUCAGUUUGAGGACUUCUACGGCGAGUGUGCAGACUUUCUCCACGCUGAAUUGCCCAAAGCUGAGAGCAUACUUCAGACCAUGAACUCGUUUGCCAACUUGUUGGAAUCUCGCUUCGCUGGCCAACCAUCCAGUCUCAUGGGAGCUGUUUUCUUUGAGAUCAGCAAGUUCUGCGCUCAGCCCUCAGGUUCCAGUGCUGAAGAGUGCCAGUGCGGACAACGACGUGCUAGCCGGGUUCGUCCGCAGCUACAGAACUUGUUCAUGAGCGCACUCGCUCGUGGGCAAGCGCAACUGCCCGAUGGCUGCAACGCCGAAGAGGUUGUGGGGAAGAUGAUUUCGGAAAUCGCGCAGGGCGAGCGGCCCGCCUUGCGGGCGAAAGGGCUUGGCAAAGGCGGGAAGCAGAGCCAGAGCCAGAACGACUCACUUUUGGGUGUGUUACAUGAUGCCAGCGCUUGCCGAGAGUGCAAAGGAUUUGUUCUAGCGAACAACUCGCCGGACGUUCGGAAGCAUUCAGCUUAUUUGGCCUGCAUGAGCAAGCUGCGGUCAGCUUUCUGCACCUGCGUGGAUCCAGGCGAAGAUGCUGGUUUUACUUCAUGCGAUUUCCACCAUGAAUCCACGCACACGAUUGCAGACUUCACAUGGGGCCUGGCAACAUUGAUGGAGCAAGAAAGCAUCGUGCCUGCAUCAGUGCCGGCAGUGGGAGCAGCUGCUGUGCAGCUGGGGAUGAUCGUGCAAGAAAUGGCAGACAAACAGACGGCAGAGGCAGCAGAGAGAGCUGCAAAGGGCGACAUUGGCAGCGAGGAGUGUGCCAAAGCAGCAAGGACGCAGGACUGA